This is a messenger RNA of Suillus plorans, 1605 nucleotides long. RefSeq lists its product as uncharacterized. The transcript is spliced from 9 exons. NCBI's taxonomy places the organism in Eukaryota, Fungi, Basidiomycota, Agaricomycetes, Boletales, Suillaceae. The coding region runs from base 1 to 1605 and encodes 534 amino acids. The record is from RefSeq and is a predicted model, not a curated record.
AUGGCAAACUUUGGAUCUUAUGAAGAUACCCAAACAGGAUUUGAACACAAGUCGUAUGUUUAUGACCCCCAGUUCUCUGCCUUGAGCAUAUUGUGUGGUUUGCCCACUUUCUCUAUCGACUUUGUCGGAUAUUUAUCUAUUGGCCCUCAGCCUACAUUGCAUCCUCUCUAUCUCUAUGUUCUGCCUACCUGUCAUGCAGCUCUCAAGGAUCAUCUUGUUCUCGUUGCUUACGUGGCCAUGCCUGUUGCGCAUUUUUCAGCUUUCGAAAUAUUUGCGGAUACCGAUGUCCCUGUUUUUGUGCUUGCUAACCGUGACGAUGUCAUGCCACCCUUGAAUCUUUCAUGGGUGCAGAACAAGACAGGCAUUGACACAAUGCUGUACGGAGUAUAUUUUCAUGACGGCGUUGCCCACGAGCAUGAGGUGCAAACAAUCAUUCACUAUGUGGGGUUCCCUAUGGGCUUCUAUACCACUAUCCCUGAUGUUGACUACUCGGUUUCCUUUCCGACUUCAGACAACAUGUCCCAAUCAGAUGCUUUAUGGCAAAGCCAUUCCGUCCAAGACUCGUCAAUCCCCAUAUCCUGGCUGGGUUAUACUGUCGAUACUGUGUCAGCUGGCUCUAGUAGUGUCCUUGACACAACACCUGAAGAGGACAUCACACCAGAAAAGAAGGUCGCACCAGAAAAGAAGGUCGAACCAGAAAAGAAGAAGGUCGAACCAGAAAAGAAGAAGGUCGAACCAGCUCAAUUGAAUCUCUACAUGAUCAUGAAGGCGUGUCCCAAGUGGAAAAGGGCCCUCGCACACCUUCGACUAAAAAAUGUGUACCACCUCGAGGUUUGUCUUGGCCGGAUGGAGAAUCCUCAUAUUCUUGUCACUAGUGUGUAUGCCAGGCAUAGAUGCCAGCUUAUUCAUACUCUCUGGCCCCAGUGCCUCGUCAAGGCAAAUGUCACUGCUGAACAGUUGGAAACAGGUAUACAGCCCAACUUCCAGAUAUCUACAAAUGCUUAUUCCUUUCUAGUUUUGAACACAGUGACCAAGGUGCCCUUGUCACAUGAUGAGGUGUUGCUCAUGACGGGUCCAUGGCUGUCACUGUUUCUUUAUGAUAUUAGGCGAGUAGUAAUUCGUUCCAUAGACAAUGUUCAUGCAGGCUUUGGCCUCAGAAGUGAUACAAUAUGGGGCAUAGCUCUAAGGGACAAGCUUCUGGGCCUUAUGCAAAUGUUCAUUCGCCCAUAUGCGAAUAUGCUCCCUAUCGCAAACAACAGAUUUGCUAUCUUCUUAGCAGAGCAGAUCACAAAAGAGAUCGCAUAUCAUAUAGUCUUCCGUAUCAACAGGACAUGCAAGUUCAGGCUCGUUCUGGCUGAUCUCGAUCCUGCUGCAUUCAGGCAUGCUCUGCAUCCUCCAUUAGACACGCUUGCACUGUGUUAUGAGGGCCUGCUGGCAUGGCUGAUUAACAUUUGGGGCGUAACUGACAUCAUGCCCAACUUUCCGACCAUCAUCCAGGUGCACCAAGAAUUGUGCGAAACUAUUUUCAUGCUGCUGCUUCAGGAGAAUGAUCCUGGAUAUGUCUCAUUCCUCAAUGUCCUUCGCAGUUUGUGCACCAUUAUGUGA